AUGGCUCCCAAAGGAGACAGGAAUGGUUCGCGCGGGCGCUCUCGCAACCGCAAGGGAACCGUUUGGGAAGAUGAGUUCCCGGAAGACGAUUCGCACAUGCAGCUGCUGAAGAAAGCUGCUGCUGAUGCGCAGCGUGUUGCUGCUGAAGCGCAGCGUGCUGUUGCCGCGCAGGAACUCGCGGAAACACGGGGUUCUGGCAACUCUGGUGCCCGUCGUGGCAACAACUCUCCGGCGCCUUCAAACGCGUCAGGAAGAGGUGAUUUGCCUGGUCGCCGUGACCGUGGCCUCUCUGCUUCCCGUUUUGGGAAGGGUGGCCAGAACUCCCGAAGCUCCUCUGUCAACACUGUUGGCAAGAGCGGAAAGGGAUCGUGGCCGGGCGUGAAGAAAGGGAACCCCAAAUCCCUUACAAGCACUCCGCUGGCGAUGGUCCCCGAGGGGGAGAUCCGUGAAUACGCCAUCGGAUCUGGUGUAAAUCUCCGCCAUGCGGUCAACACCACUUUCGGCGGUGGUCACCAAGACCGCUUCAUGGUUCCGACCGCAACUGGAGGAGCCAUUGCGCAAAUAAACAGCGCGGAAGAUGCCUUUGAAGUCGUGAAGCGGGUGAAGGAAAGCUCGGGGGCAGAUUCCAUGACCAUUGAGGUCCAGCCUUGGAAGAAAGGACAGCUCUCCUUCGCGAAGCGCAAGGCGACUAACACCAAGGUGAUCAAGUCGACCGGGCGCAGCGAGGUCAAGGCCCUCGCACGAGGGGUGGAGCUCUUGUCCACCAAACCUGGGUCUUCAUGCAUCGAGUGCAAUGACGACCAUGCUCUGAGGGACUGCCUUUUCGCCCCAAAGGGCUAUGUCUACGGUUGCACAUUGUGCAACUCUAAAGGCCAUCCGGUUGACAGUUGCAACCAGUUCAAGGACAUGUCCAUCAAGGACCAGGCUGACCUCCUUGUUUACGAGCGAGGUAACAUGCCAAUGCUGGAAACCUCCAAGGACCAGCCACGUUGGGAUUGGUACCUCAGGGAGUACCUGAAGAAGACUGGCAAAGAUGCUGUCUUUCCCAAGGCCCUUCCUUGGACCAUGGAGUUCGCGAAGGAAGUCGGAAAAAGAAACGACUUCCUAGAACUUCAAAGCCGAUGGGACAAGGAUAAGAAUCCCGAUGACUUGCCCAAGGAUCCUGCUCACGGGUCCCCCGAGGAGAUUGCUGCGUCUAUCGUGGCCGGUCAUAUCUACCCAGACCGACCCAGUGAUCUGCCGCAAGCCUCGGAUGGUCAAUUCCCUGCCAACACCGCGAGGACAGGGAUGGACAUCGCCUUGGACGAGAUGCUUGCCCAGGCAGUUGACCGUCGGGCUAAGGAUGCGGAGAUGGACCAGGAGCAGCCCGAGGAUGAUGCCGACAAUGAUCAUGACAUGAUCAAGUAA
Messenger RNA from Fusarium coffeatum, 1407 nucleotides. RefSeq lists its product as uncharacterized. The record is from RefSeq and is a predicted model, not a curated record. The transcript has a single exon. The coding region runs from base 1 to 1407 and encodes 468 amino acids. Lineage: Eukaryota; Fungi; Ascomycota; Sordariomycetes; Hypocreales; Nectriaceae.